AUGGCGGCGGGCGAGCAGCAGAGCCGCGAGUACCUGGAGCGGCACGGGCUGCCCGCACUGCUGCACCGCCUCGCCGCGCUGCUGCUGUACCGCCGGCCCGAGCGGCCGCGGCAGUUCCUGCUCCAGGCGCUGGAAGCGGUGCGAGCGGCGCGGCGCGGCGAGGCGGCGAUGCCGUCCGUGCUGGACGAGGCGGAUGUGGAGGCCGUGUUCAGGAUGCUGGACGCCGCGGGGCGCGGCUUCGUCACGGGCAGGCAGUGCCGAGCAGCUCUUACGACGCUGGGGCUGAGCACCGCAGAGCUGCGCGUCGGGGAUGAGGAGGAGAUCGGGCUGGCCACGUUCAAGGAAGAAAUGUAAGUGCCGCCGCAGGGGUCCUGCAGGAGUUUCCUUGAAGGUUACCCCUCGCAAUGCAAGACCCAGGAAGGUCGACGCUGGAGCACGGACGGGCUGCUGAGCUUUCGGGAUCCCUGUAAAGCAGCCCUACCCCAUUUCCCCCCCACAAACCGGGCAGCAUCGGGCAACCCUGCAGAUCGUAGCAGCAUAGAAUGGCUCCUGAGUUCCAACCCCCCGGCACAGGCUCCAGCUCCGGUACCAGAGCAGGCUGCCCGGCGCCACAGGGAGCAAAUCGCUGCUAUAGAAACAGCGCGCUCAAGCAAAGCUGACCGUUGUAACGCGGCAGGGGCGGUCACGCAGCAAUGAAGCGAGCUCCAACUUGCGCUCAUUGCUGAUGCUCACGGCGUGCUUCGAGGGACGUUGUUUGGUAACUUACAGCCACUGCAAGAAAACAAAGCAGUUGUCCUCACUUACCUAACCGGAUGUUCUC
Lagopus leucura (white-tailed ptarmigan) is the source of this 820-nucleotide messenger RNA. It is a transcript of the gene EFCAB10, whose product is annotated as EF-hand calcium binding domain 10. Lineage: Eukaryota; Metazoa; Chordata; Aves; Galliformes; Phasianidae. The record is from RefSeq and is a predicted model, not a curated record. Gene Ontology annotation, molecular function: calcium ion binding. The transcript has 3 exons. The coding region runs from base 1 to 354 and encodes 117 amino acids.